AGUAUCAACCAUCACCUCCAACCAUACAAUUCUUUUUAGAGAAAGCACUAAUACACAUAACAAAGCUGGACCGGAAGGAGCUUUGUUUGGUUGGUGCAGGAAGGACAGAUGCAGGUGUUCAUGCACGGGGUGGCACAUUUCACCAUGCCUUUUGCCUACCAUUGUCUCGAUAGCUUUCAUUCUGCAAUCAAUGGGCUUCUACCUCCUGAUAUUCGAGUUAGGGAAAUUAGUGAAGCAAGUCCGGAAUUCCAUGCUCGCACAUCCUCAAAGAGCAAAAUAUAUCACUACAAGAUCUAUAAUGGAGCAGUUAUGGACCCCUUCCAUAAUAAUUACGCCUACCAUAGUGCACAUAAACUUAAUCCAGAUGCUAUGCGGGAGGCUGCAAAGCAUUUUGUUGGAGUACAUGACUUCACAUCUUUUGCCAAUGCAGUACACAACGAUCGUGUCCGCAGUCCCAUAAAGCAGAUAUCACGCUUUGAUGUUACUGAAAUGGAUGCUAUCAUACAGCUCGAGGUUGAAGGCACUGGGUUUUUGUACAGACAAGUGAGGAACAUGGCAGCUUUGCUAAUUCAAGUUGGGAAGGAGGGACUGCCUCCUGGAAUCGUCCCAAAAAUAAUUGCAGCAAAGGACCGCAAAGAACUAGCGAAGGUGGCCUUUUUAGCACCACCUCAUGGAUUGUAUCUCAUGUCAGUCAACUAUGACAAAGAAAUUUUGAAGCCUCCUGAAGGGUCCCCUCCAAUUAGCUUUGGUAGGAAUCAUCAGAUUAGUAGAUGCAAACUUUUGUUCUAUUGAUUCUUUCUUGAAGAGCUAUUAGUAGGGGUUGUGCCAUUUUCAGAGUUUAUUCCACUAGAAUUUAUGCCGUAUCAGCCGUAGUACGUAUGAUUUCUCACAGUUACGGUUUUUU
Molecule: messenger RNA, 904 nt
Organism: Lolium rigidum
Lineage: Eukaryota; Viridiplantae; Streptophyta; Magnoliopsida; Poales; Poaceae
Product: tRNA pseudouridine synthase A 1-like
Exons: 4
Coding region: 109-792 (227 amino acids)
Biological process (GO): tRNA pseudouridine synthesis
Molecular function (GO): RNA binding; pseudouridine synthase activity
Source: RefSeq, a predicted model, not a curated record